CAGUAUCAAAUUUCUAAAGUACUUAUGUAGAUAUCAAAAACAUGUGAUAAAUAAAAUUCAAUUUAAAAAUACAUAACAAUAGGUUUAAAUGACAAUCUAUGCAGAUAUUUUAAAGCAGUAUAUUAAAAAUGUUCAUUCGGUUGGUUUACGUUGUUGCCUUUUUGGCAAUAGCUACACAAGGUGCUGAUCAUAAUAUUAUUCUAGAUUGUAAGAGAGUAUCUUUUUGCAACACCUUUCGCUCCAAAACUCCAAAUGAAAAUACUACAUACAAAGCAAAUUUGGAGAGUUUAGAUAUUCAUGGGGGAGUCGCAAAAAUAAAUCUAACAAACCAAGAUGAAGAUACAUUGAUUUUGCAGAUUUCUGCUUUAGAGGGAGACAAAUUUCGUGUCACCAUAGAAGAACUCGAUUCUAGAAGGUAUAGGUUGAAGGAUGUUUUGUUAGAGGAACCGGGAGUUGUUAAAAUUAAGUAUUCUAAAGUUGCAUAUGGAGAGUUGGUACUAGCAGAGUCAGAAGUAUCCAAAAAUAGAGUUGUUGUUCAAGGUAACCCGUUUAGUAUACAGUUUUGGAAGGAUGACUCUAUACAAUUGAUCAUUGAUGGAACCAAACUCAUUAUGGAAAAGAACGACCAGGAUGAACCCUUCACACUAUCCAUGAAAUUCCCUAAUGCCCAGCAAAUCUAUGGUAUCCAUGAGCAUGCUGACGCGUUAGCUCUGCGCAAUACCAUCAAUUCAACCAGUGACCCUUAUAGGUUAAGAAACUUGGAUGUAUCUGGUUAUGAACUAAACUCACCCAUGUCCUUGUACGGAGCUAUACCUCUGCUGUAUGGUCAUGGUUCGAACGGUACAUCUGGUAUAUUUCUUCACAACGCUGCCCAGCAAUGGUACGAUUUAAAUGAGAAUGAAGUGUACAUCAUGGUACAGAGCGCCAUGUUGGAUCUUUUCGUUCUCCUGGGUCCAAAACCGAAAGAUGUGCUUAAACAGUACGCUAGUUUAACUGGCGUUUCACACAUGCCCCAACAAUGGGUCCUGGGUUACCACCAAUCGCGAUGGAACUACGAUAACCAAACAGACGUUGAAGAAGUUAUAGCCAACAUGGACAAAAAUAAUUUCCCAAUGGACGUUAUAUGGUUGGAUAUUGAAUACACCAACGGUCGUAGGUACUUUACGUGGAACCCAGAGAAUUUUAGCAACCCUGUAGGAAUGCAAAAAAAUAUUUCAUCAACAAACAGAAAGCUCAUCACCAUCAUAGAUCCCCAUAUCAAAGUUGAUGAUGACUAUAAGGUUUACACUGGAGCUAGGGAUGCCAAAUUGUUCGUAAAAAAUAGUGAUGGGUCGGAUUUUCAAGGAGUCUGCUGGCCUGGUAUGAGCAGCUAUAUAGACUUCCUCAACCCUACAGCCAGAGCUUACUACGCACAAUGGUACUCCUACGAAAAUUUCAUAGGAUCCACAGAAGUUUUGGGGGGGAUAUGGAACGACAUGAACGAACCAUCAGUUUUUGACGACGCGUUGGAAAAAACUCUACCCAUGGACGCUUUACACAUUGGAAAUGUAAAACACAGAGAUAUUCACAACAUAUACGGGCUUCUACAUACCAUGUCGACCCAUCUGGGUCUUCUAACCCGCGAUAAUGCCACCAAACGUCCAUUCAUCCUCACUAGAUCUCAUUUUGCUGGCACUCAAAGAUACGCUGCUAUUUGGACAGGGGACAACGAUGCUACAUGGGGACAAUUAAAAGUCAGCUAUGCUCAGUGCUUGAACGCUAACAUCAUGGGCAUCCCAUUCUGUGGGUCGGAUAUUGGUGGCUUCACCAAUCAGCCAACAGAACAGCUGCUGCAGAGAUGGUAUCAGUCAGCAGCUUGGACUCCAUUCUACCGCGAACACUCAACAGAAUUCUCAGCCCGCCGUGAACCUUACGUAUACCCUGAAAACGUUCAAAACGUCAUCAGAAACGCUAUGCAACUACGUUACAAACACAUACCCUUGUGGUACACCCUCUUCUAUGAGCACACGAGGUACGCUGAACCCGUAUUAAGACCACUCUUCUACGAAUACCCAGAGGACGAAAAAGUUUUCAAAAUCGAUGAUCAACUCUUUGUCGGUAAGGACGUCAUGGUGAGGGCUGUACACGAGGAAAACGCAACGUCCGUUAAUUUGUACCUUCCCGGUGAUGACAGAACGAUUUGGUACUCGAUUAGUAAUAAUAAAUCUUACGAAGGUGGACACCUGCGCAACAUACCUGUCGAUAUAAACGCGAUUCCCGUUUUUUAUCGAGGUGGCAGCAUAAUUUUUAGGAAGGAUAUUCCGAGAAGAAACACUGUGGAAAUGAAAGAUGAUUGCUACACAGCCUAUGUCAAUUUAGAUGUGAAUGGAAAAGCACAAGGAACAAUAUAUCUGGAUGAUUUGACGAGUUUUAGGUAUAAAAAUUUAAAAGAUUACAACUAUGCUCGUGCGAAUUUCGAAGAAUUAGAUUCAAAAUUUACUUUAAGACCUAUUGACGACAGUAAAGGAAAAUACAAUAUAACAUUGUGUGAUAUCGUUGUAUAUAAACCUAAAAGCAAUGAAGUAAUUGAGGGACUAUUCUCUCAAGAAAUUUACACUAAAAAUAAACAAGGCAAAUCUUUGAAAGAUAUCAAAAUAAAAUUAUGGGAAACUAUAGAACUAGAGUUGUAAAUAAUAUUUACCAAUA
Brassicogethes aeneus is the source of this 2685-nucleotide messenger RNA. Lineage: Eukaryota; Metazoa; Arthropoda; Insecta; Coleoptera; Nitidulidae. The record is from the annotation of a GenBank genome assembly.